Messenger RNA from Vanderwaltozyma polyspora DSM 70294, 510 nucleotides. It is a transcript of the gene SPC2, whose product is annotated as signal peptidase complex subunit SPC2. The transcript has a single exon. The record is from RefSeq and is a predicted model, not a curated record. The coding region runs from base 1 to 510 and encodes 169 amino acids. Gene Ontology annotation, biological process: protein targeting to ER. Lineage: Eukaryota; Fungi; Ascomycota; Saccharomycetes; Saccharomycetales; Saccharomycetaceae. Gene Ontology annotation, cellular component: membrane; signal peptidase complex.
AUGAGUAAACCUAUUAAUGUAUAUUCCAUCCCUGAGUUACGUCAGACUUUAGAUGAGGCUCUUUCACCAACUUUAAAAAGAUUGGGCUACAUUGAAUCUCACCAUUUGACUGAUUUGAAAUUAGCUAUUGGUUAUUCCAUUACGCUAACCGCUGCAACUAGUUUCUAUUUAGAUAAGAAAUUUUCAUAUAGUGAAUCUUUGGUUUAUCAAAAAAUACUAGUAGCUGCUUACUUUAUCUUAUCAGUGAUAUUCUGGUGGUUUAAUAAAUUUAUUCAAAAUGAUAUUAGCUAUGUAGGAGAAAAUAAAAAUAAGAAAGAAAAAUUAGUAUUGAAGACUAAAUUCAUUGAUAAUGAUCCUAUUUAUAAAAUUAACAUUCAUUUGAACGAUAAAAUUGUGGACACCGAAUUACCUGUAAACAAAGUUUUUAAUGAAGCUGGUUAUCUACAAUCAAAUUUAUUUUAUGAUUGGCUAAAUCAACAAUUGAAUUCAUUUACCUCAAAAUCAGAAUGA